This is a messenger RNA of Mycetomoellerius zeteki, 5814 nucleotides long. It is a transcript of the gene Rgl, whose product is annotated as Ral guanine nucleotide dissociation stimulator-like. Gene Ontology annotation, biological process: Ras protein signal transduction. Bases 513 to 2804 code for a protein of 763 amino acids. Gene Ontology annotation, molecular function: guanyl-nucleotide exchange factor activity. NCBI's taxonomy places the organism in Eukaryota, Metazoa, Arthropoda, Insecta, Hymenoptera, Formicidae. The transcript has 7 exons. Gene Ontology annotation, cellular component: plasma membrane. The record is from RefSeq and is a predicted model, not a curated record.
GGCGUGCAGUGCGGUCAUUCCGCUUAUCUUACGGAGAACCGGUCGCGCGCGUCACGUUAUCGGCAUCGUCAGGUGAUCCGCGCGCGCGGUGACAGUACACCUGGCCCUGUCGCAGCCGCAGCUGUCGAACGUCGGAAAUCCGCAUCGGCCUGAUACCAUGAUACGCUCCUGCAUCCCGAGCGGGCUAUCGCGCGUGAACGUCAACGUCGUCAUCGACAUCGAGGCGUGGUGACGCGACGAUCUCAGUUCGUCGGCAACGGGCAUCGCGACAACUCGCGCAGUAACGCGGGAGGAAGUUUUCCGGAAGAAGAGAUUGUUCCCCCGAGAAGAAGAGGGUGGGAUACCAAGGGGGGCGAAGCAAGAAGACGAGUAAGAGGACGCGAAGAAGAAGACGAGAGACGAAGACGUGCAAUUCCGCGACAAAGGCGGUGAGCAGGGAGCAUCGAGGGGGUGGCAGCGAGGAAAAAAGGGGGUGAGGACGAAGUAGGGGGUCAGUGGGUUAAAACACGUGGAUGCUGUGGCCAGUGUUAGGGGGGGAUGACGGGCUGAGUCCCACAGCGUCGCCCACGCCGGUGGCGACCGGCGCCGUCUCCUCCGCUAAGGGGGUGAACAAACUGACCCCUCUGCUGCUCUGCGCCCCUUGUAAACCCGGUGGCCACCGGAAGAGCCAGAGCUCCACCCAGUGGUACGUGCAACAGCCCACGUGGCGUUUAUGGGGCGAGGAAAGAGGCGACGGCGUCAUUUAUACAGUAUAUCUAAAGAAGGUCCGAUACCAUCGGCCCACGAGAAGUCUUUCAGCAUCGGAUUCUGACGACGAGAUUUCACAUUUGGAAUGGGAGACGGUGCGAGUGCGUUUCUUGAAGGCCGGCACGGUGCAGCGGCUGGUCGAAAGUCUGGCGAACGACGACGGCGAGCUGGAGUCCACUUACAUAAACAUCUUCCUGGCGACAUACCGGGCGUUCACCAGCCCGCGUGAAGUCCUCGAGCUGCUGCUCGCGCGAUACGACGCCCUGGACGGGACCGCCGGCUGCGAGCAGCACCGCAAGACCCUCGUCCAGGCUCUGCACGUCUGGCUGGACGCUUACCUAGGCGAUUGGAAGUCACCCCCGAGCCAUUCCCUUCUCGCCAGGCUCCUCGAGUUCACGCAGCAGCGUCUCAUCGGCUCUGAGCUCGAACUCAAAGCCAAGCACCGACUGCAUCGGUUUCAACGGGAGGAUCAGAUAGACUGUAUGGUGUACGACAAUGGUCGACCCAUGCGCGGUUCCCCGGAUCCGAUGGCGGAUCACUGGGGGAACUACAUCUUCCCCGAGGUGCCCCACCGUCAUUUCGCCGAGCAGUUAACCCGGAUGGAUGCCGAAGUAUUUAAGAAGCUGGUCGCCCAUCAGUGUCUUGGUGCCGUAUGGUCCAGAAAGGAUCGUUCCAGGAGUCACGAAGCUGCCACGGUGGUGGCAACCGUGAACCAAUUCAACGCCGUCUCUUUACGUGUGAUCUCGACGAUUCUGACGGACACAACGCUCAAGUCUCAGGAGCGCGCCAGGAUCCUCGAGACGUGGAUCGACGUCGCGCAGGAGUUGCGGGUACUCAAGAAUUUCAGUAGCUUGAAGGCAAUCGUCUCCGGCCUCCAAAGCAAUCCGGUGUACCGAUUGGAGAAGUGUUGGCAGUGCAUGCCUCGGGAGAAGCACGAACUCUUCCGCGAGCUCGAGAGGAUAUUCUCGGAGGAGAACAACGCCUGGACACAGAGGGAGUUGCUCAUCAAAGAGGGCACUGCCAAAUUUGCUGACACUGCCGGCAGAAGCGAUAGGCAUCUGCAGAAGCUCUUUCAGAAACAGAAUACUCACGCGGGCAAUAUUAGUUACGGCACGAUACCGUAUCUAGGUACCUUCCUAACUGACCUCACUAUGAUCGACACGGCAAUUCCGGAUACGAUAGCCGAUGGUCUCAUCAAUUUCGAUAAAAGACGGAAGGAGUUCGAGGUGCUCGCCAGGAUAAGACUUCUGCAGGGCGCGGCAAACGCAUAUAACUUCAGUAUGGAUCCCGUAUUCGAUCGUUGGUUUCACUCGGUGGUGGUGCUGGACGAUCGGGAAGCAUACAAGCUCAGCUGUCAGAUCGAGCCACCACCAGGGAACACUCUCAACAACCGCGGCAAGAAGAAACAGGGUCAUCAAGGUCACCGCAAGAAUGAUUCAAUCGCCUCAACGUCCAGUUCGAGCAGUUCGCAGUUUUACUGCGACCUCGAUUCCCUCCCGAGCUCGCCACACAACUCGUUGGACCGGCGAACGUCACCGUCACAAAUGUCCAGUUCGUCCUCGAGCUCGUCUCUACCGUCCCUGGACGUAUCUCUAAGUUCCGGUGGAGGUGGCAAUCAUCAGACUCGCCUGGCACCCCCAGCCGGUGCUGUGGCGGCCAACGGUAGCACCCCGAAUCUCGCCGGACUGUCUAGUCCCAGCCACUCGCACAAAAGCUCGCCGGAUUUCUAUAUUAUCAAAGUCACCAUGGAAACGGAUAAUGUGGAAACGCAGGGCGUGGUGCUGUACAAGUCGAUAAUGCUGUCGAAUAACGAGCGGACGCCACAGGUUAUUCGGAACGCCAUGCUGAAGCUCGGCCUUGAAGGCAGUCCCGAUCAGUACACCCUGGCCCAGGUGCUACCCGAUCGAGAGAUGGUACUGCCCAACUCAGCUAACGUCUAUUACGCUGUAAAUACCGCGCACAAUCUCAACUUCAUCCUGAGACAGAGGAGAGAGCCCAAUGACGUGACCUCGGACAGUCCCAGGAGCAAAGGCAGCAGUCACAACCACAAGAGGUAGUCUUAAAACCGCCGCCGAAUGCCCAGAACAAGAGGAUCUCUGAAGUCUCCCGGUGACGUAAGCGGGAAAUAGUUCUUGGACAGUUACAUGAACUUUGGACGCGAAGUUAGAGUGCUAAUGGAUUCUCGGUGAAGGAGAGCAAAUUGAAGUCGAUCAAUAUAAUUGCGAUAAAAGACAAAUGCGAUGUUGUCAGCGUACGUCAGCGAACAAAUACUAAGCUGUAAUAUCGCGCUAAAUGAAUUAACAUUUGGUAUUACAAUAUUGAUGUCAGUAGCAUCUUUCCAGCACAGAAGCCCGUAGCAACGUUGCCGCAACGCUUGCAAGGUUACUGCAAUAUUGCUGGGAUGGUUUGUGCUGUAUGGGUUAAUUGAUAUUAUCAAUAAUACAUAAUUGGUAAUGUUAAUAUUACUAAUUAACGUUAUUAACAGUAAUGUUAACAGUACUAAUUAAACAAUAUCGCAACAAUACAUAUCAGAGUAUUACAGCUUAACAUCCGGUUCGUCAUUAAGGUAUUCCAUUUUAUAAUUCAAAAACGAUGACUUAUUUAAUAGUUGUACAACGUGAAGAAGUGACGAUCACAAUAUCAGGCAUCACAAUUACUGCAUUUGAUCGCGCAUCCUCGUUUGUUCCCCGUCGCGAAUCGAAGUUGAAAGAGAGCGAAUCUCGCCGUACUCGCGUUAAUUAAUUUGUUUAUUAAGAUUUACCAUGACAACCCCGGCCGCUUCGUCUUUUUGAAUGCGACGCAAACGAGCGACAAACCGAGGUAUGAUUAAGCGCGGUCACUCGUACAACCGGAAGUGCGUAGACCCACGCACGUAUCGCACAAACAAACGCACGCACGAACGCACAUACAAACGCACGCACGCACACACGCACGCACAUACAUACAUAUAUAUAUAUAUUAUAUAUAUAUACACACGACUCGUACAGUAUUGAAAAGACAGAGAGCUCGGUAUAGUUGCGCAACCGAGCAAGCUGUUCUAGCAUUAUUCUAGGCGCGCGUUUAGCGUGAGUCACACACGCGAGGUUCUUAUCGACGCCGCCGUGACGUAAACAGGCCCGUAUUCCUGCCGUUUAGAGCAUCUAUAAUGUUAAACGCGUGCGACUGCUCCCAUUUGCUUAAUCCGUUCUGUAAAAAGACAUAGAAACCGUUAAUACGAUUAGGAUAAUUAGAAAUUUACAAACUCCCUUUCUUGCGAGAAACAUGGUGGCUACGUUUAGCGAUAAGUAUAGCCGAUCGAGCGAUAUCUGUCUGAUGUAACGCGACGAUAUUAUAGGAAAUAAUUGUACUAAUUGUACGCUUUGCGAAAUAUGGCUGUGGAUUCAAUUAGCACCAUGGGUGUUAAUUAUAAUUCUCACCGUGUUGAUUGAACACCAACAUUGUGUGGAUUUAACACCAUGGAUGCCGAUUGAAUACCACGGUUUAAAACUCAUGGUGUUAAAUCUACAUUAUGGUGCUUAUAUCAACAUCCACACGGUGAGAAUUUAUUCAAUAUUUAACACCCAGGGUUUCAAUCCACGUACAUAUUUUUGGAGUUUAAUGCUAAAUACGACCGGUCGAGCGAUACCUGAUGUAAAUGUAUGACUAUUGUAGGAAAUAAUUGUAUUAAUUGUACACUCUAAAAAUAUGGGUGCAAUUUAACACCACGAGUAUUAAAUGUAAUUUUCACCGUGUUGAUGUUGAUAUAAACACCAUCGUGUGGAUUUAACACUGAAUUUUUAACCAUGAUGUUAAAUUCAUGUUGAUGUUUACAUCAACACUAACACGGUGAAAAUUAUAUAAACACUGCACAUCCAUAUUUUUUAGAGUUAAAUCCACACCCAUAUUUUUUAGAGUGUAUUUCAAAUCAAAUGAAACUAAGAUUUUUACUUUCUCUUGCUCGUCAUGAGGGAGCCGUAUAUUUAUAGUGUGCUCUCUCAUUCGUGAUUGACAUUUGUCCGAUAAUGAUUAUGUUCGAUGUUACGAAAUGAUAAUCGUGUCGAAAUAAUGCACAGGGAUUUCUCCGUUCGUUGCGAGGUAGAUGUGCGGCGGUAAAAUUACGGGUGUGUCUACGACGGCACACAUCCUCGCGUGUGCGUGUAUGUAUAAUAAACUAUACACGUGUUUCGCGAAACAUUAACGAGAUUAUAGAGAAAUAUCGGAACAAGCGACUCAAGCCGUAAGGGUCGAUUGUGAUUUUGUAAAUACUUGUAAUUGCGUAGCGCGGUAACUCGACCAAACAGGAGGGGGGGAGGGGAGUCCUCUCGCGCAAAGAGGGCAGGGUGUCUCAUCGGAAACCUGUCAAUUAUUGUCGCCGUUCCCUUCUCGCAUACUCCAGAAAGCGGGAUCCGAGAUUUAGAACUGCCUCGUUUGAUAUUCUACAAAACAAAAUAUUCGCGAAUUUGUCCAAUGAAUUGUUGCGAAGGCAAGGAAAAAGUUCUGUGAUAAAAAGGAAUCUCUCCAAUUUUUUUUCUUCUCUCGACUCACUGCUAUGAAGCAGAGAACGAAUUUCGGUUCACAAUAAUCGGAGAAGCCCACUUUUGUCCGAUCUCAUUAUAUGAGAGGCUGAGAGAAAAUUUUCAAAUGGAUUCAUUAGGAGAUGUAUCCGUCUAGUAAAUAUUAACCGAGACACUCUACCGUGUCGCUAGAUUAACAGUAACAUAACAUUAAUGUUAUAAUUUUACACUCAACAAUGUAAUUGUUAUGUACAACAUGAAUUAUAUCGGGUUAUUAUAUUACAUUUAAAUUUUUUAAGUGUGAAAUUGUAAUACUGAUGUUAUUGUUAAUUGUUAUUUACUGGGUAGUUUUAUCACGACGGCGGGACAGAAAUUGACGGCUCGACUGCUAAUGAUCAGACAAGUCUAUAUUUUUCUGUCUUAUGGAAAAGUCGAGAAAAUAUGCGGAAGGUACCACAAGAUAUUUCGUUUGAAUUGGGCGUUCACCGAGUCGAAACCGUGAAACAGAACUUGUAGAUCCAGUUGUGAUAGUUAGACAAGUUUUUCUCCACUACUAUAGAGAAAUCUUGGAAAA